Molecule: messenger RNA, 587 nt
Organism: Prorocentrum cordatum
Lineage: Eukaryota; Dinophyceae; Prorocentrales; Prorocentraceae
Source: the annotation of a GenBank genome assembly
CUCUGAAGGCCAUGCACAGGGCGCGCGAGGCCAGCAAGUGGCGGGGCAAUGCGGCCACCGACGCCAUGAAAAUCAAGGGCAACACUGGAGGCCUGCCACAGCAGGAACGUCAUGGCGGCGCCCCUGAUGCUCGCCCCCGACAGCGUCUCGGGUGCGCCGCGUGCUGCCACGGCGACGACCUCCCGACGGCAGGCGCCGCGCUCGCCCUGGACGAGAUCGACCCGGGCGUUGACCGCGCACUUCGAGGCGAAGACCUCCGCACCGAUCGGGCCGCUCGCGCACGGCGGCGAGGUGGCAGAACGGCAACACUGAGACGAAGAUCUCCGCACCGAUCGGGCCGCCGGCGCACGGCGGCGAGGCGGCAGAACGGCAACACUUGGGGGGGAGAACGCUGGACGCCCAAGGGUUUCGAGUGGGAGGCGAGUCCCAGGUGCGGGGAGGAUCUCCUGAGCCUGGCAGGGCUCGAUGAGGACUCGCAGGGCGCCGGCAUGCGCGACGGGGACGACGAUCUGGAGGGCGAGGCCGCGAUGGGCUUCGAGCAGGGCGCCAGCACGGCUCACCCAUCCAGUUCGCCACGUCGCAGAUAA